CUUUGGAACCUGGCGCGGGAUUGCCUCGCUCCGGCUUCACUUUGUUCGGCUUGGCGGCGGCUCUGCUCCUUCCCUCCGCUUCUCCGGGACCUCCUCCGUGCCUCAGGCGGCCCUCCUGCCUGGGACGGUCGCCUAGCCGCCUUUGCUGGUCUUGGGACCUGUCGGGGCGCCCCUUUGCAACCCUUCUUCCCCUGAACGAGGGGCGCUUUUUGGAAGGAAAAAGGAGGCAAAGAAGCCCAGAGGGAGUUGAGAUCAGAAUGAAUGGGCAUAUUUCAAACCCACAUCCCAGUGCAUACGGAAACUACUCUUCCCAAGUAAAUGGAUACGGGUCACCAACAUUUUCUCAAGGAGACAGGGACCAGAAUUCGAAGACAAGCGCAAAAGCUUUGUAUGGAGCAGAUGGAUUUUAUUUCUUCCGAUCGUCAUCCAAGCAAAAAAACAAGAAAGAGCAAAGAAAGAAUUAUGCACGUGACAGUAUCAGCAGCAUAUCUGAGACGUCACAGUACCAUGUGGAGCACUUGACUACUUUUGUUCUGGAUCGAAAAGAAGCCAUGAUCACAGUCGAUGAUGGCAUAAGGAAGCUGAAACUGCUGGAUGCUAAAGGCAAGGUGUGGACGCAAGAUAUGAUUCUCCAAGUGGAUGACAAAGCCGUCAGCCUGGUAGACUUGGAAUCAAAGAAUGAACUGGAGAACUUCCCUCUGAGCACAAUCCAGCACUGCCAAGCUGUGAUGAACUCAUGCAACUAUGACUCCAUCCUUGCCUUAGUGUGCAAAGAGCCAGCCCAGAGCAAAGCGGAUCUUCAUCUUUUCCAGUGUGAUGAGGUUAAGGCAAACUUUGUCCAUGAAGAUAUUGACAGUGCAAUCAGUGAUAGCAAAGGAGGAAAGCCAAAGAGGAGACUUGAAACACUCAGGAUGAUUUCUAAAGCUGACAGCACCAUUCCUCCGCCUCCGAGAGCGCCCGCUCCUGUCCCCCCAGGUACCGUCACGCAGGUGGAUGUCAGAAGCCGGGUAGCAGCGUGGUCUGCUUGGGCAGCCGAACAAGGAGACUUUGAGAAACCCAGGCAAUUCCAUGAGCAUGAAGAGACAGCUGAAACUAUGGCAGCCAAGAUUGACAGAGAUGUUCAAAUCCUAAAUCAUAUUUUGGAUGACAUUGAAUAUUUUGUUACCAAACUUCAAAAAGCAGCAGAAGCCUUUGCAGAGCUUUCAAAAAGAAAGAAAACUAAGAAAAAUAAAAAGAAAGGACCAGGUGAGGGUGUCCUCACUCUCCGUGCAAAGCCUCCAUCUCCAGAUGAAUUUGUGGACUGUUUGCAGAAAUUUAAACAUGGGUUCAACCUUCUGGCGAAAUUAAAAGCACACAUCCAGAAUCCUAGCGCACCUGAAUUGAUUCAUUUUCUGUUUACUCCUUUAAACAUGGUGGUACAAGCGACAGGCGGCCCAGAACUUGCAAGUACAGUCCUUAGUCCCCUCUUAACAAAGGAUACCAUAGAUUUUUUACGCUAUACCGUUACAAGUGAAGAAGGGCAGCUAUGGAUGUCACUAGGUGACACGUGGACCAAAGCCAGAGCAGAGUGGCCCAAAGAACAGUUCAUCCCGCCCUACGUGCCCCGGUUCAGAAAUGGCUGGGAGCCUCCUUUGCUGAGUUUCCUGGGAGCCCCGAAGGAACAGGAGCUCAACCAGUUAGCAGAGUCUGUGGCCAACGUGGCUGAGCAGCAGCGGAAGCAAGAGAUGAAACGGUUAUCAACUGAGCAUUCCAGUAUCUCAGAUUAUCCUCCGCCUGAAGGGUAUGCAUUCAGUAACACAGCUUACAAAAGAGGGCCCCUGCCGGACCAGGGGACGGCCGUAGCUGCUUUUAAGCAAAGUGUUAGCCGACAUGUAGAUAGAAAUUAUGAAGCACAUAAAAACCCAUCCAAGAAAUAUGCCAAAACCAACUAUGACUUUGUGGGAAGAAACCAGAGUGAACUUUCUGUCUUGAAGGAUGAGAUUUUAGAGAUCCUUGAUGACAGGAAGCAAUGGUGGAAAGUCCAAAAUGCAAACGGAGUCACGGGAUUUGUGCCAAACAACAUCUUGGAGCCUCUCCGAACUCAGGAACCUGGUGCUGCAGAAAUGCCUUAUACACAUACUAUACAGAAACAAAGGAUGGACUUUAUUCCAAAGCAAUCUGACCCUGCGCCUGUUGCUCCGUCACCACCCCAGACACCAAUUCCAGUUCCUCUCCCUCCCAGCAUUCCAGCUCCUAUCCCCGUUCCUGUGCCAAAGGUACCUGGAGCCAUCAGCCGCCAGAGCAGCACGUCAAGUGAUGGUGGGCGAGAUGCACAGAGACAAAGGCCACCCCCUAUAGAUCGAAGGAAAUCUCAAAUGGAGGAAGUCCAGGAUGAACUCAUUCACCGGCUCACCAUAGGACGGAGUGCUGCCCAAAAGAAAUUCCACGUGCCACGCUCCAAUGCCCCAGUAGUCAACGUCAGCUAUGAAUCCUCACCAGAAGAUGUGAAAAUGUGGCUACAGGCCAAAGGAUUCAACCCAGUGACUGUCAACAGCCUUGGAGUUUUGACUGGUGCUCAGCUGUUCUCUCUCAACAAAGAUGAGUUAAAAUCAGUGUGCCCUGAAGGAGCCCGGGUCUACAGCCAAAUUACUGUUCAGAAAGCUGCACUGGAGGCUAUCAGUGGAAGUUCUGAAUUGCAAGAGAUCAUGAGGAGACGGCAAGAGAAACUCAGCGCAGCCGCAACAGACUCAGGAGUAGAGUCCUUUGAUGAGAGCAGUGGUCAUUAAAUGUCUUUUCUAUGUUUUGUUAUUGUUUUAAGAGUGUGUGUGAGAGAGUGAGCCCAUCGUUCUUGGCAUUGUUCCAUCGCACUAUGUUUUAGGAAGCCAUGAAAGGGAAAUGUCUGACUGGUUGCUGUUAUUUAUGUAGAUACAAAUUGAUGCCAUAAAGAAAGCAUGCAGUUGGGAUGUAAAAGGAAGGGAGGGUGAGGCAGGGCUACUGCUACCCCAUUCCCCCCCUUAAUUUAAAAGUAUAUUUAAGGCAGAAUUAUCCAGGAGUCCUGAACCAGUCCUCCUGAGGCUGGUGUGUGAAAACAAUCAUUUCAUGAUAAUUUUUUUUCUUUUCAGUGGGAAAGAGAAAUCCCACUACUGCUUUUGAGCCAUUCAGACACUGAACUGGCCGGUUAAAAACAUGCUGAAGUCUUUGGACUGGUUGUGAACAUAAAGGGCAUGUGGGAUCUAGCCAAAGUAGUCCCAUUGAUUGAAAGGGGAAUUGACCAUAUUCUUAACACUCUGCCUUUGGGAAUCCAAAGGGGUUCACUGUGACUACAGCUCCUCACAUUCCUUCCAUCAGCGUAGUCCAUAGUGACGGCCUCUUUCCAGUAUCCCCAUAUGAAUGGGGCAGUGAAUUCACUCUGGCUUUGUGUGAGAACUUGAUAUGAGCUAUCCAAAGCAAUGAACUAAUUUGAGUGAGAUGGCUCAGUGCUAAGGAAACCUCCUUUCCUCUUCAAACUGAAACCUGAAGCUAGUUCACCAUCCCGCUUUACAUGGAGGGGCCAGUCAAGAGCUCCUCUUCCUCCCAUUUUCAGCACUUAGGGCCCAUCUACUUGGGUCAAAUCAAUUGACUUGGGAGUGAAUGGACUCCAAAGCCUCCACAUGAUGCACAGAGUCCAUUAACCUUAACGUGGCCUUCUCCCACGUUAAAAAAAUCAUGGGAUGCCCCAGAGCUUCCUUAUGCUUUCCAGAGUUAUUUAAAAGUUCCUGAUUGCCAAGAGGCUUUGUGGUUUUGGGAUCAUCCACAGUCCUGCUCUUAACAUAAGCACAGACUAAUUUCUUUGGACAGCAUCGUGAAAUGAUUUCUUAGUGGCAAUGUAGAUAGCAAAAUAAUUUAUUCUGAAUUCCAAUUUUAUUGCUGUUCCACUGAGAAUAAGCACAAAUCAAUAAAGCCACCAAACAUGGAAGCAAUAGCACAAAUGUCAGUUUUUAAAAAGAAGGAGCAAUUGGACCUUCUUUUGGGGAUAUCCCUGUGGUUAUUCACAGUAUUAUUUCUUACGAGUAUUGUCUUUGUUUUCUGUUGGUUUUCUGCUUUAACUUCACUGGUCAAAAGGAAAGGAUAGCCCGAUUUUUGCAGGUUUAAACAGGAAUGGUGUUAUAAGUGUUUCAAAAAUAUUUGAGAAAAUGGAGUGAUAAUUUCAACCUGAAAUCUUUUAAACUAUGGCCAAGCCAAGCAUAGAAAAAAAUAACCCAAUAAGCAUAUUCUUCUUUUGGAUUCAUGAUGAUUUCUUAUUUUCUCCACACGAAAUGUUCUACUCUGUCAUUUGUAUAUAAAGGCAUCAAAAUCCCAUCAUGUCAUUUAGGAUAAAUUAAUCAUCUAGUUUUAUUAAUUUUCAUGGUGCCUUUUUUCACACAACUCGGCCGAUAGUCUGCAAUAAACACUAUUUGAUGUAUAUAA
This is a messenger RNA of Anolis sagrei ordinatus, 4425 nucleotides long. RefSeq names its product EGFR pathway substrate 8, signaling adaptor (gene EPS8). Gene Ontology annotation, biological process: positive regulation of ruffle assembly; regulation of Rho protein signal transduction; Rho protein signal transduction. Gene Ontology annotation, cellular component: vesicle; plasma membrane; ruffle membrane. Lineage: Eukaryota; Metazoa; Chordata; Lepidosauria; Squamata; Anolidae. The record is from RefSeq and is a predicted model, not a curated record. Gene Ontology annotation, molecular function: actin binding.